CUGCUCUCUUCUACCUCGCUCGGUAUCUGGGGGCGGGCCUGGAACUCUUGCCCUUGACCCUCUUCCCAGACCGGGUUCCGGGCUCUCCGGCCUUUUCGAGGAGGAGCCGCCGGGGUCGGGGCUGUCCCUUCCAGAGAUUCGAAUCCAGCCUCAGGCACUGACUAGCAGAAUGACCCAGGCCAAGUCACUAAACCCUCUUUUCCCAAUUCCUCUUUUUUGGCAAACUAAUUCAGCAUCUUUGCCAGGAAAACUCUAAAUGGGGUCACAGAAUCUGACACUGAAAAUAUCACAAGUGCCUUCAACCUUUUUUGAAAAUUUCUGAAGAUGAAAUGACUAAAAAGCUCUGCCUUGGAACCAAUGUUUAGUAUUAAUUCUAAGAUAGAAGAAGAGUUCUGCUUCCUGUGAAAGGAAAUGAAGAUAAAAUUGAAAUCCUUAAUUAUAAAUUAGAUGGAUUUAUGUUAUUUUCAAUGUCUCUUCUGGAUUGUUUCUGUACUUCACGAACACAAGUUGAAUCAAUCAGGACUGAAAAACAAUCUGAAACCAGCAUCCACCAAUCCUUGGUAGAUGAGCCAACCUUCUCUUGGAUACCUUCCUCUCCUGGAAGCAGGGAAACACCAUUAUGCUCUUCCAAUGUUUCUCACUAUGAACUCCAAGUAGAAAUAGGAAAAGGAUUUGACAAUUUAACUUCGGUCUACCUCGCACGGCAUACUCCCAGUGGAACAUUAGUAACUAUAAAAAUUACAGACCUGGAAAAUUGCUCUGAAGAACAUUUGGAGGCUUUGCAGAAAGAAGUGAUACUCUCUCACUUUUUCCGGCACCCAAACAUUACAACAUACUGGACAGUGUUCACAACUGGCAGCUGGCUUUGGGUUAUUUCUCCAUUUAUGGCUUAUGGUUCUGCAAGCCAACUCUUGAGGACUCACUUUCCUGAAGGAAUGAGUGAAACUUUAAUAGGAAACAUUCUCUUCGGAGCAGUGAGAGGGUUAAACUAUCUGCACCAAAAUGGCUGUAUUCACAGGAGUAUUAAAGCCAGUCACAUCUUGAUUUCUGGAGAUGGCCUUGUAUCUCUUUCUGGUCUGUCCCGUCUCUACAGCUUGGUUAACCACGGUCAAAGAUCCAAGGCUGUGUAUGAUUUUCCCCAGUUCAGUACAUCAGUUCAUCCAUGGCUGAGCCCAGAACUUCUAAGACAGGAUCUGUAUGGUUAUAAUGUGAAGUCAGAUAUUUACAGUGUUGGCAUUACAGCAUGUGAAUUAGCCAAUGGGCAUGUACCUUUCCAAGACAUGCACCGUACACAGAUGCUAUUACAAAAACUGAAAGGUUCUCCCUCCUGCCUAUUAGAGAGAAACGCAUCCCUUCAAGCAGAAUCCAGGUCAAAAAACUCUCGCUCUGGUGUAGACUCUGGAAUUGGAGAAAGUGUGCUGGUUUCUAGCCUCACACACACUGUGACUAGUGACAGACUGCAGACUCCAUCCUCAAAAACUUUUUCUCCUGCUUUCCAAAGUUUGGUUGAAUUAUGUUUGCAACAAGACCCUGAAAAAAGGACAUUUAGAAAGCACCCGAAUAGUAGCAGCAGACUCUCCCUGGCAUCCCUUUGGACCGUCAGCAAGCACUUUGCUCUCUCAUGCUUUUUUCAGACAGAUAAAAGAACAAACCCAGGAUUCAAUACUUUCAUUGCUGCCUCCGACCUAUGGCAAAUGGCCAGUGGCAGUGCCCCCAGUAUCCACCUGGACUGAGCCUAACUGUAAUCUUCGUGAUGAAGAAGAUGGAGGCUGGGAAUUCUAGAGAUGCCAAAUCUCUCUUAUGUCCUAUUUACUUGACCUCUUUGCUGCUUUUUCUCUACAUUGUCUAAGUACAUGUGCCAGAGCCAUACUUGAAAAUACAGUUGUUGCACUGGAAAUUACUUUUGAACCACUCUUUCCAAAGGGGGCACUGCUCUAGCAUCCUUUCCAAAUGGCUCGAAGUGCUAUCACGAGUCCUGGAAACUUCGGAAGCAGGAAUUCGGUUGCUUUCUCAUGCCCUUUUAGUUAUGUAUUUUGUUCACACUGUGAUUAAUUCCUCUCAAUCUCCCAACAUAGCAUUGGUCUGUUUCCUCCUGUUCUUGGCUCCUUGGUUCUCUCCAACGACACGGUUUUCUGCUGGUCUCUCGAGCCUUUUGGCCUCCUGGUGCAGAACUAGUGGCCAAUCCAUCUCGGCACAAAGCGAUUUUAAGUAGAAGGGGAAAUGUUUAUAUUUUUUCAUUGUCUCCUGAUAACUAUUCUAUAUCAAUCUGAGCCUGACAUUAAACGAUUCACUUAUAUUUAUAUAAACAAAUAUGCAGUUUAUUUCUUUUUCCAACAGCUAAUUAAUUAUACUUUUUUAUCUUUGCAAAUUAUAAGGCUUCCAUCUGUGGGCCCUGAAUAAAUUUAUUGAAUUGAGUUUAUGCCUUCAA
Molecule: messenger RNA, 2428 nt
Organism: Monodelphis domestica (gray short-tailed opossum)
Lineage: Eukaryota; Metazoa; Chordata; Mammalia; Didelphimorphia; Didelphidae
Gene: STRADB
Product: STE20 related adaptor beta
Biological process (GO): activation of protein kinase activity; protein export from nucleus; protein phosphorylation
Cellular component (GO): serine/threonine protein kinase complex
Molecular function (GO): ATP binding; protein serine/threonine kinase activator activity; protein kinase activity
Source: RefSeq, a predicted model, not a curated record